ACGAUAUACUAUUUCCUCUGGCUUUACGGAUGAUAUUCAUGAUUAUUUCUGAGAAGACUGCAUGAAUGCAUUAAAUUUUCUGCACGAGAAUUUUUUGCUGAAUAUUUUGACCUUUUGCACCAAGCAUUUCUCCAGAGUUGCUUGAAUGAACUGCAACGCAAGAUGGAGUUUUUUCAUUGGACGAACGUGCAUUUCAUCAUUUUGUUGCUCAAAGAGCUUUCCAAUCUGGUUUCUGCUGAAGUGGAAAUCGUUUCGACUCAAGUAACGAAUUCUUCAGGAAAUGCCUAUGCAUGUUGCUGCCCAGCACGGCAGCCGUGCUCGUGCUAUACCGUGCCCACGUGCUCGCUGCCCCAGGGCACGUCAGGCUUCUCUGCUCUCAUGACGAUCCCCGGCACCACGACCGCUCAACAGCUCUCGUAUCUCCCGCACGAAACUAACAACGAAAACUUUAACCAUUAUUCCAAGGAGUUUAAUACUGGAUGUCAGUACGGCGGAGUACAAUACAGGACAGGAGAACUGAUCACAGCAGAGUGUGCUGUGCUGCAGUGCUCCAGCCACACGACGGGUGAGUCGCUUCACGUGGCGGUGAAUGAGACGACGCCAUGUGAUGGUCCCAUGUCGUGCUUCUCACACGUCCACGUCACGUCUGCUGAGGGCGUCUCUCUGAACCUCGUGACCACGUCUGCCCGACGUGUCCAGGUAUGGUACCGAGGGCAAGAACAACCUGUCGGCGAGGCUGGGAUCACCAUUGAGGGCGUGGGGGGCGUGUGGAGAACAGGACAAAGUGUACGGGUGCUACUGCCGGGUACUAUGCUGGUUGAAGUGAGCCUUCAUCGCAUCGUUAUAUGGGCCAGCACUUCUCUAGCUGGCAGCAUCAGCGGCAUGUGUGGCUUCUACGACUUCAACGUUAUGAAUGACGUCACAUAUUCACUCUCCAUCGCCGACUCCGAGCGUCUACAACAACGCAUCAAGAAAACCAUGGAUGAAAUGUUCGAUCAACGUGCCAUCCUGCUGAAAAGCGCUGUCUCAGGCUUGUCUUUUUCCAACGGAAGCUCCAACAACGAUUCCGAAAUUUCGAAUUACGAAGAAAACACUGAGGAUAUCUUUUCUAACUCGACAGCAGAUGAAUAUAUUCAUUCCAACGAUUCAUUAUCCUUUGCUGGAGGUUUCCGAACAAUGAAGCUUAAUGCGAUUCCUGGAAACGGUUCGUUUAGCUCCGGAAAUAAGAUGCGUGGCGAUUCGUCUGAUUCGCUGGAAGAUGGAAGUCUCGAGCGCACUUUUUAUGCCGGGGAAAGUAGAAGUAAAUUUGGAGGCGUUAUUUCGUCAGCGAUUAAAUCCUUGGAACGAUUUGUUACUUUUUGGCGAUACCAGAGCGACAGCCAGGAGCGUCCGGCUGACGUCUCGGACAGCUGUACGCGGUUGGUGCCAGAGGUGCGUCAGGGCUUAACGUCACAGUGCGUCGACGCAACUAAAAUAAAUUUACGCGUAAUCCGCAUCUCACUUGAUGAUGAGGAGUUCACGAGGCUUAUUGACGUAUGCAUGAGCGUCGUCUGCUCGUGCUCCCCGAUGAAGGCAUGUAUUCCUCAAGCUCUUGCGCUGGUGAAGCUCGAGAUUUUCCGAGUCAAGAACAAACUUCCAGCGCGCAUGGAUGUAGCCGAAGGAGUGCAGAGAUACCCUGAAGGCAGCGUAGUGUAUCUAAGAUGCCACAAAUUCCAAAUGCUGGGGAAUAAACUUCAUCCUAUAAAUGCAGUUAACCCAGCAUGUUGUCAGCAUGGCGGCGAGUUCAUCAUGCCAGGCAGGAAGUUGUCUGUGAACUGCCGUGAGCUGCAGUGUCAAGACGGUCACCUGGCACCUCUCGGCAGCCGUUCUCCUCUCUGUUGUCAGCAUGGCGGCGAGUUCAUCAUGCCAGGCAGGAAGUUGUCUGUGAACUGCCGUGAGCUGCAGUGUCAAGACGGUCACCUGGCACCUCUCGGCAGCCGUUCUCCUCUCUGUUGCAGUAUUGACGACACGCUGCUGGAGUCAGGAUCGCACGUCACCGUGGGCUGCGUUCACUACCUCUGCGACCGCGGCGAACUGCUCACACACAACCUCGUGCCGGGGCGCUGCAGCUCGUGUGUGCUAACCAUGGACGGUUUUUUGAAGACGUUCUCUGGAACGACACUUAGACUACUCAAUGGGUCAGGGACGUACUCCCUGCUCUCUGAGACGUCGGACUCUGACCAAGACCAGCCUGAAGUUACGGUCUGGGUGUCCGAAACUACCGAGGAGGCUGAUGGUGGACCGCCCUGCCUACGACGACUCAGAGUCUCGGGUAGCGUGGACGUUGAUAACACCAGAGCUGCCAACGACUCUUGCCCUCAUCUCUUCGAUGCCUUCACUUCUACUUUCAAGAUAUUGGUAGACGUGACGUCUGCUCCAGACGACGGAGUAGCCAGGCUCUGGCGAACGAACGGAGGAGUGAGGAUCUCUCAGGCAUGGCCACUCUCGUCAACGAAAAUCUUGGUGGAGUACAACCUCGGAGGUCUGGUGAUAUGGGCGCCCACGGAGGCCCUUGAAGGAGCCUCAGGACUUUGUGUGGGAGGCAGCAUCCCUCGCGGCAAUCUCACGCUAUCCAACAUCCUCCAUUUCCACACGAGUGCCAGCGCCAAGCAUGAGUAUUCUACUCGUUAUGCUCAAGAUUUGCUGUCCCCAUGUAUGCUGGUGGAUGCGCGCACUCUAAGCUACAUCAGCACGGAAUGUUCUUCGACUAAAACACUCACCGGGAUCAGCUUCAGGUCCGCCAUGACAUUGCAAGACCGUUGCAAAUACCUGUGGUGUUCAGCGCCUGGUCGCAACCUCACCAGAUUAUGGAGAGCCGCUUUUACUAAUGCAAUGUCUAUUUGGACGCACGUUUCUGAAACUUUAGACACCAGUUGUUACGUCGGUGCAGUUAGGCACUUGGAAGGAGCUACGUUCUAUUAUCAAUGUGAAGAAAUGGGUUGUUACAAAGGCGAUUCCAUACCUACCGGCAACCGUAAUCCAUCCUGCUGUGAAUACGAUGGUUCAUGGUACGGAAGUGGGUCAAGUUUCUCUUCAUCUUGUGUUCAAUUCUUCUGCGACUCCGGCGUGGUGAUCAGACGCAGUGAGCUGAGCCGUGAGUGUUGCACGCUCGGCAACGUGACACUGACGCAUGAGCAGGAACUGGUCGUCGGCUGCUCGCUUCUGCGCUGUUUUAACGGCCGUCUUUCUGGCACCGCCCGCCCGCUGGAGUCUUGCGCAACGUGCCUGCUCGUGCCCGGCCUGAACCUUGUCACGUUCGCUGGCCAGACGCGCGCGUGGCAGUCGCUGUGCGCGUAUACGCUACUCACCAUUGAGGAAGUGAAGCUCUCGGUGACUACACAAUUCGACGACUGUGCUAUGAAAUUCUUAUCACCGCACAUCAGUUGCGUCAAGACUGUUACCGUGGAGCAGCACGGCGACUUCAGCAUUACCCUUUCUGGACAUCAGCAUGAAUACAAAUCAAAGGCAAAUGUACAACGGGCAAGCACACAGCUGCAGUAUCAGGGCACUGCAGCUGUGUGGGCAGUACAGGGAGGAAUUAGAGUACUUACUGCCAACGGCGUUAUGGUGGAGUCUCGGCUCGGAAGUGUCGUGUUGUGGGUGCCUAUGCAUCAGCAAGGGAAAGUUAAUGGACUUUGUGGAGAGUUUGCAGCCAGUCGGGACCCCGCAUCCCCUCUCACGAGAGAGACCCCUGCAAGUUAUUACUCAAUACUCUACCGUCAAAGCAACAACGUAUCUUCGAAUUUAUUAAAACUACUAAACACGGACCAAAUCGAAAAUACUUACGAGCUUCGCAACACAACUGGGAAUGCCAGUCUCGUAGCUACAGGUCCAUCAGUGACGACCAUCACAGGUGCGAAGGUCGUGUUUGAACACACCGAGAUGGUCGAGAAGAAUUCGCAACAGGAGAGCGUCGGCAAUACCACUACCACCAAUAGGGUGUUGGUGGCAACUGUGUUCACGGAACAGGCCUACCAUGAAAUCCUCGAGAAAUGGAAGGUGUCCGAAUGCAAAGACCGACUCGAAAUCUCCAGCUCAUGCUCGCUGGUCUCGGUCAGAGGUGAGGUGCACGUCGAGACCUGCCUCGCUGUGCUGCAGAGUCUCGACCAGUCUCUGCUCUGCGACAACUUCCUGCCUCACCAGCAGUUCUGGGCUGACGUGUGUCGGGAUGUGUUGUGCGCGUGUGUCGAGGGGCUGCAGAAGAAGUGUCUCGAACACAUCAGAGAUGACGUCAGCUACCAUGCGACAGCCGUGUGUACGGCCCUGCAAGCGCCCGGUUGCCGCUGGGAUGGCGUGGUGCAGCCUGAAGGGGUGCUGGGCUACCGUGCGUGUCACGAGUACGUGUGUCGCAACGGACGCUUCCUUCGCACGUCUCGCGUCCAUCCAUCGUGCUGCGUGUUGUCAGCUGAUGAGCUGCAGCUGCCAGACGCGCGAUGGUUCUCAGGCUGCGCGGAGCAGCUCUGCGUCAACGGCAGCGUCGUCACCACCGGACUCCGUGACCCCAACUGUUGUGAGUACGGCGGAGUGCAGUACGAGGCUGGCCAGAUCCUGUCACAGCACUGCGCGCAACUGCAGUGUCGGCGCGGGGUUAUAGCCCCAACUGGAUAUCUGCUAACUAACUGUUCUUGGUGCCAAGUGUACAGCAGCGGUCACAUCCUCACGUUCAGCGGGCACGCGUACAACUGGCGAGUCAAGUGUAACUACUCCCUCACACAACUGGGUCCGUCGCUACAGCCGCCCGUGGGGGUGUUCGUGGAGCUCGAGUUUUGCCCGGCUCUCUUCCAGGGCCACCCUGGAUGCCUGGGCACUCUUUCGUUCCGAGACUCCGCAGACUUUACAUUCGACGUCGGCAGGAAAGAAAUUGGCUGGCUCACCGUAAACGGCCGUGACGUGCAACUAACCGACGACAUCCACCACUUCGGUGGCAACCGAGCCUGGAGGCACGGCAGAUCCACGCGCAUCCUCGGCUCCUUUGGCAUUUUCGUGGAGUAUGGCGGAGGUCACAUUUUGGUGGGCGUUCCACAUUCGGAGUUUAGCUCGCAACUUCACGGCCUCUGUGGGGACGUUCCAGAUGCUCUUGUCCCCACGUUACCUCGAAGCUCCCCAGCUACCACCGCCAGCCUCACCACGUCCCCCAGCCUCAGUAGAAUGCAAAGAAGUGUCGAUGCAGAAGUACUUACAUUUACGAUGGAACCAUCACCCACGCUCAGCCAUGACGAUACAAACGUGAAUAAUUUGACGGAAAACUUGUGUCACGUCAACGACAACGUGCGAAGAGUUGAACGUUCCAAUGAAGUUCUUAUGAAUAAUCCAAGCAACUCCACGAAGGACAAGAAUUUGUACAGCACCAACGUUGUCUUUGAAUCUCGCUCAGGCAAAACGAAUAAUUUCAAUGCUUUCGUUGAUUCGUGGAAGACAAGUGAAUGUUUCCGCGGAAUAAAUGAGGACCGUGAGCCGUGCUCUCUGAGAGCCGCUGGCAGCCUGAAGCUCCUCAUGAAACAAUGCAGCGACGCUUUGGGUGGCAUCGCUGAGCCGCCUUCCCAGCAAAUGAUGCACAUACAUGCAGCGAAUUGCGCUGCGGACUUAUGCGCAUGCCUGGAAGGACGGGAGCGCAUAUGCCUGCGCGCCAUCGUCGGCAACUUCGAGCGCAUGGAACUGAGUCUGCACUUCGAGGCAUAUCCUACGGCUGGCUGCCUUACUGGCUGGAUCAAGCUGGAUGCAGACUACUACUGCUUCUCUAACACGCACGAGCGAGCUUCCUGGAGAGACGCGGCCGCCUCCUGCCAGGCUCUGGGAGGCUCGUUGGCAACCCUCCACGACCCGCGGCAACACGUCCACUUCAUACAAACUCUUACGGCGUUCGGUAACCAGUACUGGGUGGGGGCCACCAACAAUCUGGUGGUUGAUGACAAUGAGGUGAAGUGGAUCUGGAGCGACAGAGCGAUCUACAAGGACGAUUUUCUCAUCACAAACAGGAUUCGAGAUGGGCGAGAUAUAGCAACUUGCCUAAGCUUGCAGUCCAACGGCAGUGUUAUGGGAGUGCCCAAAAUAUGCCACGACAAAUUGCAGUUCAUUUGUCGCCGAACUUCUCUGCAGCCACAUGACAAUGUAAACCCCCCUUCAUCGGACGCCUGUCCGGCCGGGUUCUACUACAUCGCUGGCAGCUGCUACCUCGUGUCGGGCGUAGCCACGACCUGGCGUACGGCGCACGACGCCUGCAGCCUUGCCUCUCCAGGCGCUGCGCUCGCCUCCUUCACAGACCAGGCGCACUGGGACUACUUCAGAGAGUAUCUCAGCUCAUGGCGAUUCAGUGGAUCAACAAGUCUGUGGGUGUCGCUCAGUCGGUCAGUCACAAGUAUGGGGAAGUUCUCAUGGGUUUGGAGGGGCAGUGAGCUCGUCAGCCCCUGGAUAUGGGGACCUAGUGUCACCUUCCCCGACGAAUACGAAUGUGGGGCUCUGGACAGCGACGUGGAAUUCAAGGCUGUUCCUUUAGCUUGCUCUUCCUCGAAUCGUUUCCUGUGUCAAGCCAAGCCAUCGGUCUCUCUGGAGCCACUACAACCACCGCAUGCUCGUUCAGAAGGAGGACCCUGUUCUUCAGGAUGGACACUCAGCAACAGCAGCGGCUGUCUGUUCAUAUCGUCCGCGGUGACGGACUGGUACAGCGCUCGGUCCGUCUGCCGGGCUUACGGUGGACAGCUUCUAAACGCCCCUGACCAUCGUGUGUGGCUGUCCAUUGCUCGGGAGCUCAGAGAGCGUGAUGCUAGUCGUAAUAACUCAGACUCUUCACAUCCUGGGUUCUGGGUGAGUGCUAGUGACUCAGAAUACUCGUGGCCCCGACAAUGGCUUUGGGAAACACGCCACGCCGUUCAACAGGAAUUUCUGAAGACUAAUUCUUCAUCUGUUAUCCCAUCACAUGCCAAUUCAACUCUAACGACGACUGCAAGGACCAGCAUAACGACCUAUCAAAUGAAAUUGCGUUCGCUAGAAACCUCGCGUUAUCGAACUUAUUAUUCACAGAAAAGGUUGAAUGUUCCACGAAAUUACUUCAGGUUUACCACAAACGUGAAUGGAAGUAUCAAGUCAAAACACUUAAUCCUCUCUAGUGAAUCGUUCUCCACGUCCAUGAAGUGGUCGUCGUACACGUCUGCUUUAACUGUGAAAGGAAAAGAAGCAUCAGUUCGCGUGCCUUUUGCAGACCAAGUACUGAAGGCGAACUGUCUGUACGCCGAAGCUCGUCUUGGUUACGAUAGUCGCAUCGCUUCCUGUUUAACAGAGAAAGCUUUCCUUUGCCAGAAGGAAGAACAGAAGCGGCCGUGUAAGGACGGAUUCUUCGCGUUCGGCGACGUUUGUGUUCAGGCGUCUUCAUCGAGCGCCUCGUGGCUGGCGGCGUCCCGUCAAUGUGAAGCGCAGGGCGCGACGCUUGCCGUCUUCCAGGACCUGAAAAUGUGGGCUGACUUUGCUCGAUACAUCGAACAAGCUUCCACUCACUUACAAAGGCGCUUUUGGGUGGGCGCCAGUGACCGGGGCAACGGCUCCCGAGGUUACGUCUGGACCGACGGCAGCAACAUCCAGCCCACACUUUGGCACGAGCUCGAAUUUUACGCCACUGAUAUUCCAGGAGCCUCCUCCUCGCGCUGCGUAUACGCUGACGGGGCAGAACAUCUGACGCUGCGCUCCGUCCCCUGCAGCGCCGCCAUGUGGUUCCUCUGCUUCAUGCGCGCCGGUGCUACUCAAGACCCUGCAGGAGGCCCAAAGGUCGAAAACAAAAUCAAAAGAGCAGCGCGUGAAGCUCCUUCGCCUCCUCCAGGCGGAGCGCCUCUGGACACAGUGUCCCCAGCGUCGUCCUACGCGGCACCGGAAACUUCGUCUCCAUUUUCUACGCUGGUUUCCCUGAACAACCGAACGUUUGGCGUGUUGCCCUUUGACCUGCCGUGGGGAGCUGCCGUGAGCGCGUGCGCCAGGUUCAUGGGCCACAUCGCAGAGUUCAGCAGCGCCGCUGAGCACAACGAUGUUAUGCAAGCCCUCCACGACGUCCAUGGAGCACCUGAAGAGGUGUGGCUGGGAGGCCGCAACUGGAACAGCGUUGCCCCAGAGCUGUGGGUGUGGGAACAAAGUAAAUAUUUAAUCCCCAGCGAUUUAUGGCCCGGAAAUUCAUCAAACAUUCCCCUCGAGAACAGUGGGCAAGAUCGUUUAUCGUUCACUCCACUGUGUUUGAUUUCCAGGAGGCAAUCCUUUUCUUCAGGGAACAAUCAAAGUAUAGAAACUAACCUACAGAAAAAUUCAUUUGAAACGCAAGAACAUCACUACGAGGUUAAUUUCCAGGCUGAAGCUCGUGCCGGCGAUAUUGGAAUACUUCGCGAAGGUUCACUGGAUGGUAGUGAAGUUGAUUUAAAUGCGGUCACACGAAAGUCGAGUCAAUUCACUCUUGCUGAACGGUGGUGUGACGCCAGGUUUCCAGUUUUGUGUGAAGUCCAGAAAAGUGAUGAAGAAGCCCUCAAACCUCUCUGCGCCCCUGAGUAUACUUCAGUGGACAACGGGUGCGUGAGGAUCGUGAGACGAGGGGGGACAUAUCCAGAGGCUGCGAGGGACUGUGAGUGGGGCGGUGGUGGGGUCCUUGCCCGCGAUCAGCUCCUGAACACGACACUCGAGCUAGCUAUCCAGCACGCAACUUCGUACCGCGGCUUCUACUGGGUACGGCGAGACAAUUUAUCGACAGAGGAUGAGUGCCCAAUUUAUGCAUUAGGUUUCCCUGCAACGAUCAAGGACAAACCAAUUUUGCAAACUACCACCGUCAGCAUCAGCAGCCCCGAUAAUGACAUCGUCGCCCAGAGCAAUGAAGAAUUGAGCAGCACCAACAACCUGACCUCGAACACACUGUCUGCGGGAGCUUCAAGGCCCCACAGAGACACCAGCAUCGAGCAUAGUGAUGAUGUCCUCAUCUCUGCCGAGAUUAAAUUGAACUUAAAUGCAAGCGAAGCCGAUGCACAGAGUCAACCAGUCACAAUUACCGACGCUGUGACAGAGGGAGUCAUUGAAGACCACAAUGUCGGCGAGCAAAUGGCCCGCGCUUCCUGCAAUCAAACGAGGCGGUACAUAUGCUGGGCAAAGAAAACUUUCUCCCGCGUCGAAGAAGAUCUCUUGCUGAAGGACUUACUAUUCUGAUGAAAAACAAACAACAAAAGAAACCUGGCAGAGCAAGCGAAAUGCGUAGUUGGCUGGAAGAAUCGUUUAGUAGAAUUGGCCAGUGUUUUGUUGUGGGGGUUUAUAUAUACUAAGAUGCAUACUUUACAGUGAAACAAUUAGACGAUAUUCUUCGCAUUCAUUGGAUGUAUUGUAAAAUUUAAAAUUUAUUCACAAUGUCUAUAAUUUUUUCGUUUACUUGAUAGAAAGUUAUACACAAUUUUCAAGUUAAAAUAAACUCUAAACCUAAGGUUAAGUUAUUAUGUU
Molecule: messenger RNA, 9486 nt
Organism: Hyalella azteca
Lineage: Eukaryota; Metazoa; Arthropoda; Malacostraca; Amphipoda; Hyalellidae
Exons: 51
Coding region: 163-9201 (3012 amino acids)
Source: RefSeq, a predicted model, not a curated record